UGCGUAAAUAAGUCAUUUUUUUAAAAAGGUAUGUAAGUAAUCGUGCUAAUUAAUUAAAUCGCGAUAUCUACGGUAUAAAAAUAAAUAUGUGUUUAACUAUCACGUGAAUGCCCAAAGGUUAACAGAUCUGACUAAAGUGCUCUACAUAAAGACAGGAGAAAGAUGCCAGCCGCACUAAACCUCAGCAAUGAGGUGGUGAAGAUGAGAGCCGAGGUGAAGCGGGUGAAGGUGCUCAUCAUCCGCAAGCUCACCCGCCAGAUCGCCGUCCUGAAGAAGAAGAAAGGGACGGAAGCCGACCUGGAGAGGAACCAGAGGAGAGCGGCGAGGUUGCUCGAGGAGAUCCAUGUACUGAAGGCACUCGCACCAGACAGCGUCACCAAGGCAGCCCUGCAGAGUGACAUCAGCUUUGAGAAAGUGUGCCAGAAGAAAGAGUCCAGCCUGUCAGAACGUGCCACAGCUCGCAUUGCCACACACCCUGAGUUCAGCAAGAAAAUUCAGAGCAUCAAAAAUGCUGUCAAAGCCUUCAAAACCGAGAGAAUCAGCGCUGAGAGGAAAGAAAAAAAAUCUAGAGAUGAUGAGCAACAAGAGAGAGAAUCAGGACUAGAUAGUGAAAAUGAAGAGGGCUCUGAUGACGAUGAUGAUGAUGAAGAGGAGGAGGAUAAGGCUAGUGAUGAUGACGCUUCUUUUCAAAAGGUCCAGAAAGCAGAUGAAGAGCAAUUAAACGAGCCAACAAAACAAAAUAAGGAUCCAGUCACAGCAAAAGAGAGCCGCUCAGAAACAGGCAGCGUUCCAGCCGAGGUGGUGAGGAUGAGGAAGGAGGUGAAGAAACUCCGAGUGCUGAUUAUCCGGAAUCUCACGCAGCAGAUCGCCGCUCUCAAGAAGGUGAAGGCUGACGAUCCUGAGCUGAAAGGGAACAUGGAGUGUGCGGCACGGCUGCAAAAAGAAGUGCAGGUUUUGAGGACGCUUCUACCUGAUCACGUUACCACCAGAGCUCUCGAGGGGAGCAUUGACAUGGAGAAAGUGUUCCAGGAUCCAGAGUCCAGCGUGUUGGAGAGAGCGACGGCACGGAUCGCCACACACGCACGCUUUGUAAAGAAGCUUCAAGAUGUCAAACAAGCCAUCGAGGAAGAGAAGAUAAAAGCCGCAAAGGCUGGAGGAGAGAAUAAGGAUGCUAGUGAGAUGAUGAAGGCUGAAAAUAGUGAUGGGGAGGUUGAAGACGAAGAUGAGGAGGAGGAAGAGGAGGAGGAGGCUGGUGAGGAUGAUGAUGAUGAGGACGAGGAGGAGGUGGCUGGUGAUGAUGGUGAUGAUAAGGAGGAGGAGGUUAAGGCUAGUGAUGAGGAGGAGGAGAAAGUGAAAUUAAAAGAGACAAAUCAGACCUUGAAGGUAAUUCCUAGGUCAAACCUUGGAAAGCCACCAGCAGACACUAAGUUGGCUUCUGCAAAAGAGAACCCAAAAAUAGUAGAGCUGGAAAAAGCUGUGAGAAGUCCCUUGAAACCAAAAUCUAGUCCCAAACCAGCUGUCAAAGCAGUCCAGAGUCUACCAUCCAAGAGCAAAGAAGCAGCACCACAACCACCAGUAAAACACGUCUCCAAACCUGACACCAAGAAACCAGAAACCAGAAAGGACACAGAAGAGUCGGAUUUGUCUGAUUCUGAAGAGGAGAAAGAGUAUUUUGACGACAGCACCGAAGAACGUUUCCACAAACAGUCUUCUUAUUCGGAGCAGAGCGACGACGACGACUUUUUCCUCGGCAAAGUGAGCAAGCUGAAGAAGAAGAAAAGCGACACUGCUCCCAGACCUGAGAAAACAAAUGACUCUAACAAGCCUCGAGAGAAAGAGGUUAAAGAAACACCUCAGUUCAAGAUGCAGUCAGUCUUCUGCUCUACUCUUUCCAAAUCCAACACUUCCUCUCAGAAGGGUAAACACAGUGCUCCGAAGCCACCACCUUUCCCAAACCAGAAACGUGACGAGAAACCAUCGUGGGUGAAAAGCCAAGGUCCUGGAAGGGAAAGAAGGCCUCCGGGAUUUAAAAAUCAGACUCCUGGAUCUGGAAGAGGAGAGAAAACUGGUAGACCUGCAUUUGAUCGGAAAAACACUCCGGCUAAUAAAGCAGGGAAACAUUCCCAGCAGGCCCUGCAUCCGUCGUGGGAAGCCAGCAGGAAGAGGAAGGAGCAGCAGGCUCAGAUCACAGCCUUCCAAGGCAAAAAGAUCAAAUUUGAUGACGAUGAUUAACAUCUCUCAGGAUUUUUCUUUAUUUGUUAAGACAUUUACAUUGAUUGAUAUGUUAGACUGGCUGUAUGUGUAAAUCCUGAAUAAAUGUAAAUAUGUGUUUUCAUCUUGUUUCUAGAAGUUUCCUGGCCAAAAGUAAUUAAGAAUUAGUAUGAUUUUAACAUUUGUCUUUUCUAUAUAUUGUAUUUCUGGAACCUGUAAUGUGAGGAAUAAACCAUUUUAAGGUCAUUGUUCUUACCCUGAGGUUGAAUUUUUCAGUAAUAUGAAUGUCUUAAAUGGUUUUAUUCCUUCAAUAUAAUACAGUAACCCAUGAUGAUUUAUUAACGAACAGCACUUCAUGCUUUUUUUAACACUCACAUGAAACGUGUUAGUUCCUGUUAUCAGCCAGUCAGUACGUCACAAGUCUCUGUCUUUCUUCUCAUGCCUUGAAAUAAGAUGUAAAAAGUCCCCUGUUCUGAAAAUAGUGGAGACACUGGAGACUCCUUCCAUAAUAUAUU
Hemibagrus wyckioides is the source of this 2726-nucleotide messenger RNA. RefSeq names its product serum response factor binding protein 1 (gene srfbp1). The coding region runs from base 163 to 2232 and encodes 689 amino acids. Gene Ontology annotation, biological process: maturation of SSU-rRNA. NCBI's taxonomy places the organism in Eukaryota, Metazoa, Chordata, Actinopteri, Siluriformes, Bagridae. The transcript has 3 exons. Gene Ontology annotation, cellular component: nucleus; 90S preribosome. The record is from RefSeq and is a predicted model, not a curated record.